Molecule: messenger RNA, 3470 nt
Organism: Aedes aegypti (yellow fever mosquito)
Lineage: Eukaryota; Metazoa; Arthropoda; Insecta; Diptera; Culicidae
Product: tetratricopeptide repeat protein 39C
Exons: 7
Coding region: 620-2875 (751 amino acids)
Biological process (GO): cilium assembly
Molecular function (GO): protein binding
Source: RefSeq, a predicted model, not a curated record
AGUUGAAUCGUCCCUUCGAUCGGUGGUUCGGUCGUCGUUUGGGUUUGGUUCCCUAUAUCGGUCUCCAUUUGGAUUUUCUGUGUGGCCCAUUGGUCCUGUGUCUGGUAUGCGGUCUGCCAGUGUGGAGUGUGCUUAGUAUUAGCCUCUUUAGUGGAAAGCAGUUUUGGCUUAUUGGUGAUUGUUAAACAUGGGUCACUUUCUGGGUGGGGAACCAAUAUAAUUAAUUGAGUGUAGGAUUUCGGGAAAAUGCUUGGAGGCGGAAACGGAAGGUGAACAAUCAUUGAGUAGUUCUUUAUUGAAUUCAUCCUCCUAGCGCAACAAGAUUGUGAGGUGAUGCGUUUAGAGGCAACGCUAAUUUGUUGAUUUUAGUGGAAAACUAAGUCUAUAGCUUGUAUAAAUGUAUAUACUGAGAAGAAAGAAAGUGUCAAGGUAAAGGAGCAAAAAAUUCGGCUGUGCGACACGAUAGAUCCGGUUUGUGUAACGUAGCUGAGCAAUAAUCGGAAGUGGAAGUGAACAAAGACACAUUCACUAUUAUUGCAUUGUUCGCCGGAACAAAUCCUCCAGCAUCGCCUCCUCGUAAGCAGCAUAGGAAUCGCUUGAUGCACAUCGUGGCGGCUGAAUGGCGUCGCCUGUGGAGACACCCGAGAACCUGCAAGACUGGGAGUAUGUCAAGCAAGGAAUCGCACUUUGGCUCAACAAUCAACCGAAAGCGGCCGAGGAGAGCUUCAACAAUCGCGAAUCGAGUGUGCACAUCGUGGCGGGACACACAUUCAUCUCGUUCAUGAAUGCCGUUAUCUCAUGGGAAACGGAAAAGAUGAACGAAGCGCAGGGCCUGUUGCGAGAGCUGGAGAAAAAGUGUGCCGGCGACAUCGGAUGGAUCAAAACAGUGCGUACGAAGCUGUUCGGAAGCUACGAGCCCCAAAAGACCCUUGCCAGUGCCCUUGAAGAGCAAAUCAUUUUGGCCGACACCCAACUGUGUCUGGCCAUUCUGGUGUCCCUGAGCCAAGAUAUUGGGGGUUUCGUCAAGGGCGGUUGGCUGCUGCGGAAGGCGUGGAAAGUUUACCAGCACACGUACAGCCAAAUCUAUCAGCUGUACACCAAGACACUGUCGUGCGAAAAUAUACCCCAGGCGCCACUGAGGCACCAGCUUCCAAGUUCAAUAUUGGAAUUGGGCACUCCGUCGUCCGUGGAUUGGACGGUGCCCAACUCGGUGCUACCGACACCCAGCCACAUAGAUGAUAAGCAAAUUCGCCUUACUAUCAGCAAUUGUCCCUCGAUGGAGGACCUCCGGCGAGAGAUGGCCAAAUCGCGCACACAAUUUUUCGCUCAAACUUUGACUGAAGAAACGAAACCCAAAGAUUCCACUUCAACUGAUCUCAUCAAUGGGGAAACUAGCAGUUCAAGUACGGGAAGCUGUGGCAGUGUGAAGCGGAGCUUUACGACUCAAUUCGAGGGUGUUGACCUAACGACGAAUCAUUCCAGUACUAAUGGCAGUAGCAUUACACCACAAAGUGCCUCUAAUAUGUCCAGUAGCAGCGAAUCGAUUACGGAACCGGUGCAACACGUGAUGAACCGAGAGCAGUUGAAGUUGAACAUCGAAGGAAUAAGUUCAAAGCGACGGUUUAACGGUCUCAAUGGAUUUAGACAAGUCAGGCCACCUCCCGAACCGGCGAACCAUGACGUGGGAGGAACCACUACAGAGGACAUCACACAAAUCAAACCAGAAGACGUUCGAAGACUGAUGGGGGCCGUCAGCUUCGGCUACGGUGUGUUUCAGCUGAGCAUUUCGCUUCUUCCACCCAGUUUGCUGAAGCUGAUCAGCUUUUUAGGAUUCGAGGGCGAUCGAUCCAUGGGAGUUGCCUGUUUAAUGCAUUCCAGGUCAAGUGUAGAUAUGCGAGCGCCACUUUCGACGUUGGCCUUACUGUGGUACUACACCAUAGUGACGCCAUUUUUCGCUCUGGAUGGGUCUAACUUGAAGUUCGAGAUCUGUUCAGCGCAGGAGCUGAUCGAAGAGUCUACCGAGUUUUCCAAAUCUUCGCUCUUUCUUUUCUUCCGUGGACGAGUGGAGAGGUUGAAGUCCAAUAUCAAGGAAGCUAUCCAGGCGUACGAGUUUGCAUAUCGCUCUUCGGCCCAACGGGAAAUCAAGCUACUGUGCUUGCAUGAAAUCGGCUGGUGUCGACUGAUCCAGCUGGAUUACGGAACAGCAAUGAACAACUUCAAGGAUCUACGUCGAUGCAGCCAGUUUUCCAAGAGCUUCUACGCGUAUUUAACAGUCAUCUGCCAGGGGGCACAUGGGUACUUUGACGAGCUGACUAAAUGGCGAUCGGAGAUCUCCGAACUGCUCAGCCGCUCUAGUCAGAAAGAAUCCCAGAUCGAGAAGUACAUCUACCGCAGGUGCCAAAAGCUGCCGAAAUCAGAAACGGAAACGGAGAAGUUCGACUGCGGAUACUGGCGGCUGUUGGUGUACGAGAUGCUCUUCAUGUGGAACGCUCUGAGCAGCUGCAGUGAAGAAACUUUGAGUGAGGUUAUAGAAGAUUGCUGCAAAUCGCAGGACGAAUCAACCGAACCGUCGCAAGGUUUGAGACAAUUGAUUUUGGGAGCCAGUUUGGGUUGUGGGAAGCGGUAUGAGGAAGCAAUGAGCGCUUAUCGGACGUGUAUUGCUAUGAGGAAUGACGAGCAGGACCUGCAGCAGAAUGUCCACAUUUCCGCAUUUGCCCAUUACGAGCUCGCAAUGUUGCUUCUAAGAGAACAGAAUAGUGAGGCAAAAGCGGAAGCCAAACAGCUGCUGCUACAUGUGCAACAAAACUAUAGGAGCUUCGAUUUUGAUAAUCGCAUUACUGUCCGAAUACAUUCCAUAUUGAGGAAGCUUAAUUAAGGGGAUGAUUAGAGUUUAGCGCUUGGAAAUUGAUUGAUUAACAAAAUAAAAUGCUUGAAUAACAUGACAUUGAAUUAUAAGACUCAUCAAUGAUAAAUUAUAUACAUUUUAGAUUACUCCUGUUGUUCCUGUAAAACUCUGGUUAAGGAGACGUUAAGAGACGAAAAUUGGGAUUUAUCCAUUAAUAAUUCAUUGGUGCCUUAUUUGACCGAAAAACCACCAUCCAAUACUAGAAAAUCAGAUUUCGAAUCCAGCACCCGUUAAUCACGCUUGAGCAAUAAAGCAUAACUCCAGUAGAUAAACUUGUAAUUGAAUAAAUUGCGGCAUGGUUUUGUUUCUCAAAAAUUGUUACAUGGAUGAGUAUCGUGAAGAAACACACAAAUCCUGUCAGUCAAAAAAAAAGAACCUCAUUGUAAGAAUUGAACAUGUUAUAUGCUACUGUUAGGCACUGGAGAUAGGCUUCAUAACCAUGACAAAUCGAUUGCGGAAAUCAGUUUCGCAGGAACAAAUCCAGACAAAUAAUACACGAGAUGCAAAAAAAAGUUCAACAUGUGAUAAUGAAAAUUGGUAUUUAAUAAAGUUUGUCUCAAGAGAA